CUUUAAGUGAUUUAAACUUAAAAUUUAUUGAAAUGUAGUUUUAAGUAAUCUAUUAUUGCCAUAAAAGUCGAUUGCUUUAUUUGUUGUAGAUAACAUUUAAUUUGAAUAAAUGUUAGUGGCUUUGCCGAUGUGAUGUAUUAAAUAGCAUACAGGAUUUUGAUGUUUUAAAAUUAAUUAAAUUUAAUAGUAGAAAGUGUUAAACUUUAUUAAAUAAUGGAUACAUCGAAAAAACACGUCAAGCCUUCUCCCGAGGAACACGCUACUAUAUUUUCAAAGCUUUUUUAUUGGUGGAUUCUACCCUUUUUUAGUUUUGGUUACAAAAACGAUGUGCAACUUAAAGAUAUCUAUAACGUUUCCAAGAGCGACCACUCACAAAUAUGGGGUGAUAAGUUACAAAAAAAUUGGGAAUUAGAAUUGUUGAAAAAGAAUCCAAGCUUAAAAAGGGCCAUAUCCAACACGUUUUUAAAACCAUAUUUCUUCUCUGGUAUAGGACUAUGUAUUCAAUAUAAUUUCUUUAAGAUGGUGCUUCCUCUAACAUUAGCCGGAUAUGUCAAUUAUUUUAACAAAAACAACAGUGGACAAACUGGAUGGUUAUUGGCGACUGCAGUCGUUUUACAGGUUUUUAUUAUGGUGGUCCUUUUUCACAGUUCGAAUUUAUACGCUCAGAGGACCUGCAUGAGAACUCGAGUAGCAGUGUGUUCUCUAGUCUACAGAAAACUAUUGAAACUGAACCACUCUUCUCUAGGACAAACAGCUGCUGGACAGCUGAUAAAUUUAUUAUCCAAUGAUGUGCAGCGAUUUGAUUUGGCUUCUUUCUUUUUACACUUUAUUUGGCUCAUGCCCAUCAAUGCUAUUGCUUCGUUUUACGUCAUGUAUCGUAUCGUCGGGCUUUUUGCUGCUGCAGCUGGAAUGGGCGCCAUUGUGUUGGAAUCCAUACCCAUUCAAGUAUAUAUGACCACGCUCCAAGGAAAGUUGCGAUACCAAAUUGCAAUCAGAACAGACAAACGAGUAAAACUAAUGAAUGAAGUAACCUCAGGUAUACAAGUCAUAAAAAUGUAUGCUUGGGAGAAACCUUUCGAGAAGAUGGUUAAGAUGUAUAGGAGUUCAGAAGUCAGUUUUAUUAGAAAAACUUCUUAUGUAAAUGGUGUUCUAUCUGCUAUGGGUGUAUUCUCAGAGAGGUUAAGUCUUUACGUAACUUUAGUAACAUUUGCCUUAGCCGGAAAAGCAAUAACUGGAGAUAUUGUAUUUUCCAUGGCUCAACUAUUUAGUACAGUCACACAGGUUAUGUGUAUCGGCUUUCCGAGAGGAUUGACAUUUUAUAACGAAGCUAAGGUUUCGAUAGGAAGGAUCGAAAAAUUUCUGCUACUUGAUGAAAUCGAACGCAAAAGUAUCACAAACUCUACCAAAAAUUCAAAAGAACCUAACAGCAACCAAAUUACACGUUCAGAAGAAACUUAUUACGAGAAAGGACUUAAAGAAGACACUGGAGGCAUCGAACUGCACGACGUAACAGCUAGUUGGAUGCCGAAUUCAAUCGUACCAACUUUAGUAAAUGUCAACUUGCAUGUCAAAUCGGGCGCAUUAUGUUGCGUAGUUGGCGAUGUGGGAGCUGGAAAGAGUAGUCUUUUGCAAUUGUUGCUUAAAGAAUUACCGGUAAGCUCUGGAAAGCUGAACGUGAAUGGAGCGAUUGCUUACGCAUCCCAAGAACCUUGGUUGUUCGUGUCCAAUGUGAGAGAUAAUAUUCUGUUUGGGAAGCCUUAUGAUCAACACAAGUACCGCCAAGUCGUUAAGGUUUGUUCCCUGGAUAAAGAUUUUAAGCAAUUCCCGUUUGGCGACAAAUCGUUGGUAGGCGAAAGAGGAACGUCUCUAAGUGGAGGGCAAAAGGCAAGAGUGAAUUUAGCUAGAGCCGUUUAUAGCGAAGCUGAUAUUUAUCUAUUGGACGAUCCAUUGUCCGCUGUAGAUACCAAAGUCGCUAAGCAUUUGUUUGAAGAAUGCAUAAAGGGCUAUUUGAGUGGCAAAACAAGGAUUUUGGUCACCCACCAGUUGCAGUUUAUGAAGAGCGCUGAUCUCAUUGUAAUAAUUAAUAAUGGAAGAAUCGAAAAAGUAGGCAGUUUUAGUGACUUUACAGAAAAACAUCUGAAAAUCAUACGACAAGAAGUAGAAGAAGAAAAAGAAACUAAAAAAAUUGAGAAUAUGAAAACAGCGUCCAGCAAAGAUCUUACCUUCCAGUCGGCGAAUUCUCUUGAAUCUAUUGCUGGAAACGAGCCAAAAGAAACCGAUGAAUUAAUAGAAAAAGGCGAUAUUUCCUCUGAUACGUAUAUCGGUUAUUGGAGAGCCGGUGCUAGCAUUUUAUUUUUACUAUUCACUUUUUCCAUGUUCAUUACAGCUCAAGUUGUUACAAACUGUUCAGAUAUGUGGGUGACUCAUUGGGUCAACGAUGAAGUAAAACUAUCCCAAUCGAAUAACAACAGGACAUACAUUCCAUUACCUUCUUCAGUAAAAAAUGCUUCGGACACUGUGUUUACAGCCAACCUAUCUCUACCAACUACAACGGCAUCAUCAUUACUUGAAAUAUCCACUACAAACAUUACAAAUAAUUUACUAACUAGCACUAAUAAUUCAACUAUGUUUAUUAAAUCCAUAGACGAAAUAAACUCCACACCUAUUAAUGAAAUAAAGCCGAGAGAAUAUUACAUUUGGAUAUAUACAAUACUUAUCGUUAGUUCAAUCAUUUUAUUAACGAUUAGGUCGUUUUUGUUUUACCACAUCUGUAUGACAGCUUCGAAGGUUUUGCAUAGUCGAAUGUUCAACAACGUUCUUCUUGCUCCGAUGAGAUUCUUCAAUAGCAAUCCUUCAGGUCGAAUAUUAAACAGAUUUUCAAAAGACAUGGGAGCCAUAGACGAAAUCUUACCACGUGCUCAAUUUGACAGUGUUCAAAUUGUGCUCGUUCUGCUUGGUAUAUUAACUAUGGUCUUCAUAAUUACCCCAUGGAUGAUGAUACCAACAAUUGUGCUAGGAAUCAUAUUUUACUGGUUUAGAAUCGUAUAUUUAAAGUGUGCCCAAGCCAUAAAAAGAUUGGAAGGAACAAGUAAAGCUCCUGUAUUUUCCCAUGUUUCCACCACUUUGUAUGGUAUGUCAACCAUAAGAUCGGCAACUGCAGAACAAAUGCUUGCUAAAGAAUUCGACGUUCUGCAAGAUCAACAUACAAGCACAUGGUUUUUGUUCAUUGCCAGCAGUACUACAUUUGGGUUCUAUCUUGAUGUUAUCAGUACAAUGUUUCUUGCAUUUGUUACUUAUCAGUUCCUCAUAUUCGGAGAUGAAAAUACUCUUAGCGGCAACGUAGGCUUAGUCAUUUCUCAAAGUCUCAUCUUGACUGGUAUGUUGCAACACGGAGUUAGGCAAAGCACUGAAGUUGCCAGUAACAUGAUAAGUGUAGAAAGAGUGAUGCAGUACACGAAGUUAGAGAAAGAGCACCCGUUAGAAACUAUAGGUCAGAAACCGCCACGAGAUUGGCCAAGCAAAGGGAAAAUCCAGUUCAAAAACACUUAUCUCAGUUAUGCUCCUGAAUUCCCUCCAGUAUUGAGGGACCUGAAUAUCGAAAUCGCUUCUGCAGAAAAGAUUGGCAUAGUCGGAAGAACAGGCGCUGGAAAAUCAACGCUGAUCGCUUCGUUGUUCAGACUUGCGCCGAUAGAUGGUACCAUACUUAUUGACAAUUUCGAUACUGCACAACUGGGUUUGCGGUAUUUAAGAUCGAAUAUUUCCAUUAUACCACAAGAACCAGUUUUAUUUUCGGCUUCGUUACGAUACAAUCUAGAUCCAUUCGAUAAACACGAUGAUAGCGUAUUAUGGAAAGCAUUGGAACACGUUGAAAUUAAAGACGCACUUCCAGAUCUCAAUAUGACCAUCAGCGAAGGAGGCUCCAAUUUAAGCGCGGGACAGAGACAGUUGAUUUGUCUUGCGAGAGCUAUAGUGAAAAACAAUAAAAUUUUGGUGUUGGAUGAAGCUACUGCUAAUGUGGAUCCUCAGACUGACUCCCUAAUCCAAAGAACAAUUCGCGAGAGAUUCAAAGACUGCACCGUACUGACCGUCGCUCAUCGACUCAACACCAUUAUGGAUAAUGAUCGAGUUUUAGUUAUGGACGCUGGUCAAGUAAUGGAAUUCGAUCACCCUUAUAAUUUGUUACAAAAUUCCGAAAGUUUCUUAUCCAAGAUGGUCAACGAAACUGGAUCGGAGAUGGCAGACAAAUUAAAAAAUAUAGCCAGAAAUGCUUUCCGUCACAAGAAUGAAAUGUCCUACGAAAAUGGCACUUUAGGAUACAGCGAUUAAUAAUAGUAAACAUUUUUUUAUUAGAAAACUUUACAAUCAUUUACUGGUAAUAUAAUUUACAAUUCUGCAGUCGUUGAUGUGAAUUUUAAAUAAAUAAUUAGUUACCAAAAAUAAAAAAUCCCAAUCUAUUAUUUGUUCAUGUGUAAGUUUGAAACCGAAAUUAAAAAUGUCCACCAAAAUUAGAUAAGACAAUUAUUCAUCUCAUGCUCGGACAGUAGGUAGGAGAGACUGUUGUACCAAAGUAUAUUAACCGUUGAGUAGCGACAUAAAGCGUCGGUGCCUUUGAUCUUGGGUGGUGCAAAUUGUAUUUCUCUUUUGACGUUAUUGACGGAACGACACACUAAAACACUGCUCGAAUUAUGAACUGGUCUUGAAUGUGAUGUUUACACUGCUCGACGUAAUUUGAAGUAAAACUCUUUUGUAGUUUACAUUUAUAAUAAAGGUUUGGUCAU
Molecule: messenger RNA, 4778 nt
Organism: Psylliodes chrysocephalus
Lineage: Eukaryota; Metazoa; Arthropoda; Insecta; Coleoptera; Chrysomelidae
Source: the annotation of a GenBank genome assembly